AUAUCUCCAUUGUCAAUAGUCGGUCACUCACUCUGCCAUAGCCUCAUCUUCUUGGACUUGAAACACUCAAUCCCGUGAUUCAAGUCUCAAUUUUGCAAAGGUUCGAUACAGCUCCAUCAUUCCUCUGAAUUUUGAAGCUUAACGAUGCCGCAGCCAAGCAAGGAGCCGUGCAAGAAAGAAGCGUGUGACAUUCAAGCUUGCCUCUCCAAGAACAACUUUCUCUCGCAAAAGUGCCUUAAAGUAAUUGAAUUACUGGACUCCUGUUGUGCGAAAUGCGAUUAUAAUUCAACUCACUGUGCUUCCCUUUCCGGACUUUUGAAGCAGAAGCCCAAGUAA
This is a messenger RNA of Lotus japonicus, 336 nucleotides long. RefSeq lists its product as uncharacterized. Lineage: Eukaryota; Viridiplantae; Streptophyta; Magnoliopsida; Fabales; Fabaceae. The transcript is spliced from 2 exons. The record is from RefSeq and is a predicted model, not a curated record. The coding region runs from base 145 to 336 and encodes 63 amino acids.